Messenger RNA from Dreissena polymorpha, 841 nucleotides. Its product is annotated as calmodulin-A-like. The coding region runs from base 1 to 642 and encodes 213 amino acids. Gene Ontology annotation, molecular function: calcium ion binding; enzyme regulator activity. The record is from RefSeq and is a predicted model, not a curated record. The transcript has 7 exons. NCBI's taxonomy places the organism in Eukaryota, Metazoa, Mollusca, Bivalvia, Myida, Dreissenidae.
AUGUCUAUAAAUUUUCUCUUUCAGAAAGAUCAUGCCAUCCUGACGAAAUAUUCCAAAGGCCAGAUACGAGAGUUACGCGAGGCUUUUAAGCUGUUUGACAAGGACGAGGAUGGCUCCAUAAAGACUGAGGAGCUGGCAACAGUACUACGGAACCUGGGUCAGUUCCCCUCCACGGACGAACUGGCCAUGAUGCUGAAAGAGAUCGACAUUGGCGGUGACGGAACGUUCCGUUUCGAGGAGUUCGUACAGGUGAUGGCCAACAUGGGCGGGCUGACAGAGCAUACUGAGGAGGACGAGGAGAAGGAACUCAGACAGGCGUUCACGGUGUUUGACAAGAGCGGAAGUGGAUACAUCUGCGCGUCAGACAUCCGGGAAAUACUGCAUUGCCUAGGAGAGAACCUCACGGAGGAGGAAAUUGAUGAGAUGAUAGCGGAAGUAGACAUUGACGGGGACGGUCGGAUCGAUUACCAGGAAUUCAUCGCCUGUGUGUGUUCAGACUCCGACGAGAACGACGAGCCGGAAGCGACCCGAGAGUCGGUAAACCUUGAUGACACUGACGGGCGGAAGGGGUCCGGCGACGGGAGCGCCGGCGCAUACGCGUCCGACGAGCAAGACGACUCAGACGACCUUGAAUGUUGGUAAUGCAGAUGGCUGUCAUGGAUCCAGGUUUAUCAAUAAAAGGACGGAGAAGUUUAAGAAACUGCGAGAAAACGAUUAAUUUGUUUAUAUGUUUUCUGACAUGGUACUCGAUGAGUAAUGAACAAGCCAUACAUUAAUUGAAAUCAUAUAUUAUGUCAUGGUAUUUGCUGAAAUUCUUGAAGAAUACAAAGAAUCACAACUC